AUGAUCUCUAGCUCGACUGCUGCAGUGACAACUGGUGCUAGCGGCACUGAACGCCCACCGGCUCAAGCUCUGACAGAGUUAUUGGAGGCUUUGGCAACUUUGAUGGGGGUGGAGGUGACCCCGGACAACCAGGAACAACACAAGGUGGAUGUGGCGAAGCUACAAGAUGAGAUAGCUCAAGCCAAGGAAGAGUUGAUGGCUGAGAAUGCUAGGAUGGCUACGGAGCGAGCUGCUUUGGAUACCCCGGCACAACGGAUUCAGGCAGACUCUUUUCGGCUCACCUUGGAUCAAAACGCUUCAAACGAAAUCAUGAGAAGGAGGCACCAGAGUCGUUUACCCCCGGUUUAUGAUGCGAGGAACCUCUUCAACACGCCUGGAGCAGGGACCAGUGACCCGCUGGUGGUGAACUGGGCGGUCAAAGCGCUCGUGACUAGAGCGCCGGUUCAGCCGCCCCAACAGCCCGCGUUCGACCUCUCUCUCACUCCCCCGCCCUCACACUCACUCGCAUCUCCGCCGUCGUCGCCGCCGCCCUCCCCCGCGCGCUGCCGUCCCCCGCGCCGGAGCUCUCCCGCCGGCUGCCCUUGCCCGCGCCGGCUCGGCUCCCCUGCCGGCCACCCUCCCCCGUGCCGGCCUCCUCCCCUGCCGGCCACCCUCGGCUGCGCCGGCUCUGCUCCCCCGCCGGCCUCCUCCACCACUGUGAGGUACUCCUCCUCCCUCCUCCCUCUAGGUUAA
Molecule: messenger RNA, 732 nt
Organism: Aegilops tauschii subsp. strangulata
Lineage: Eukaryota; Viridiplantae; Streptophyta; Magnoliopsida; Poales; Poaceae
Source: RefSeq, a predicted model, not a curated record